CGGGAACAUGGCGAUUCUGCUUUCGACUGAGUGACGGAUAUCUAAUUUUCAGUGAAAUUCCCUGAGAAAAAGUGCCGUGUGGCGGUGAAAAGAGGCGUAAAAUCAAUCUUGUAUGGGUGUUGAAAACAGUGAGUGUUUAAGAUGCAGAAUGUAGGACCAUCUGAUGGGCUAAAACACGAGAAUAAAGUGAGUGUUAGAGGCAGCACGGGAAGGAAUAAUGGCAAAAUGUCGACACCAUCGAACAAAUUCACAAGUAACACUUCAAGUCCAACGAAAUCGGAUACAGAGACCUUCUCUGAGUUUCAGCCCAGAGUCACCGACUCGUCCGAGAGUGACGAGGAGUCUGUGUCUGAGAUUUUGCUGGCAUGCUUGUGUCUAAGGCCAGACUUAUUGGUUGACUCCUUUCCGCUAGACCAGAAUGAUUUGGUCGAGAUACCAGGAUCAUGCUCAGACAGUUGUGAGAAUGAUGACAAUGAUGAGGAGGAGGAGGACGAUGAGGACGAUGAGGAGGAUGAGGAGACCGACGUUCAUAUUAGUGAUGGUAAAAAAUACUUACUAGAAUGUGAUCAGGACUCUGAUCAGGGUCAGCAUGACACCAAGGCUCGCUUAGAGGCACUUCUAGAAGCUGCAGAUGAAGCUGCCCAAGCUUUGAAUAGAAUGCGAUCUGAUAGUAGUCCGCGUGACAAGAAAAUUCUUCGUGGUUUCAGUUUACUCUCACGUUCCUUAAUUGCUGCCUGCACCGAUAACGAUGUCAAUGCGGUGCGUCGUCUCCUGGGCGAGGGAAAUAGUACAAUCAACGAGGGCACUGAUGAUGGCGAAUCUUUACUUUCUCUGGCAUGUUCUGCUGGAUACUAUGAGCUUGCGCAGGUACUACUGGCAAUGUCUGCCCAAGUGGAAGAUCGCGGUCAGAAGAAUGAUUGUACACCACUGAUGGAGGCAGCAUCGGCGGGUCACGUUGAUAUCAUCAAGCUGCUGAUAAGCCAUGGAGCCGAUGUGAACGCCCAAUCGUCAACUGUCACUCCAAUAGGUAACACACCUCUCAUGUAUGCGUGUGCUGGUGGACAUGUUGCCGCCGUUCAAGAGCUACUAGCACAUGGUGCCAAUGUUGAGGAUCACAAUGAGAAUGGUCACACACCGCUGAUGGAGGCUGCGUCAGCCGGACAUGUUGAGGUUGCCAAGAUCCUCCUUGAGCACGGUGCCGGCAUUAAUACCCAUUCGAAUGAGUUCAAGGAAAGUGCUCUUACGCUGGCAUGCUACAAGGGUCACCUCGACAUGGUGAGAUUCCUGCUGGAGGCCGGAGCGGAUCAGGAGCACAAGACGGACGAGAUGCACACGGCGCUGAUGGAGGCGUCUAUGGAUGGGCAUGUGGAGGUGGCGCGUCUCCUCCUCGAUUCCGGGGCGCAGGUCAACAUGCCGACGGACUCUUUUGAGUCACCACUGACGUUGGCCGCAUGCGGAGGUCACGUGGAUCUGGCGAUGUUGCUGAUCGAGCGCGGGGCGAAUAUUGAGGAGGUGAACGAUGAGGGGUACACGCCACUGAUGGAGGCAGCACGAGAAGGGCAUGAAGAAAUGGUGGCGUUGCUUCUGUCGCAAGGGGCGAAUAUCAAUGCUCAAACUGAGGAGACUCAAGAGACAGCAUUGACACUUGCUUGUUGCGGUGGAUUCCUGGAGGUGGCUGAUUACUUGAUCAAGAAUGGGGCGGACAUUGAAUUGGGUGCGUCCACGCCACUGAUGGAGGCCGCCCAGGAGGGCCAUCUGGAUCUGGUGAAGUUUCUUCUCGAGAACAAUGCGGAUGUGCAUGCACAGACACAGACUGGCGACACGGCGCUCACGUAUGCAUGCGAGAAUGGUCACACUGAGGUGGCUGAGGUGUUGCUGUACUACCGUGCUGAAUUGGAGCAUGAAUCUGAAGGGGGGCGAACGCCACUGAUGAAGGCCUGCCGUGCCGGUCACAUUUGCACCGUGAAGUUUCUCAUCGCCAAGGGGGCGGACGUGAAUCGUCAGACAACCAACAAUGACCACACGCCGCUAUCCUUAGCGUGUGCCGGUGGACAUCAGGCGGUGGUGGAGUUGUUGCUCAAGAGUGGCGCUGAUCCCUUCUACAAGUUGAAGGACAACAGCACAAUGCUGAUUGAGGCUGCCAAGGGUGGACAUAUUGGGGUGGUGCAGCUCCUCCUCGACUAUCCACACUCAAUGAGCAAUGCCAAUCAAAUGCCACCGACGCCCACGAAUGUGAUCAGCGACAGAGAGUUGAUGAUAUAUGCUGAGCAACAGCAGAAGAUCCAGAAGCAACUGCCACAGCCAAUCCAGCCAAUUGUGCUGCAUCAGCCGAAGCAGCAGCAAGCACAGGCGGCAGCCGCGGCGGCGGCGGCACUGGCGCAGAAUCAGCAGCUAGUGACUGCCCCGCCGGGUCUGCACGAUGUGCCGGAGGCGAUCCGCGUGUCCAACCAUCAGAUGCUGCAUCAGCAGCAGCUGCAGGGAAAGGAUGAGGUGCAGCAGCAGCAACAGCAGCAGAUGAUGGCGGCGGCUGGGGAUGGCACAAAUGUCAUCCUGGAUAGCGUGAAGGGUGGCUUAACGGCACCACAAACGGACUCAAUUCUCGCUCAGAUGCGCAUGUUCCAGAUGCAGGCGGGCUUCACGGAUGGCCUGGCCCAGGGACUGGCUCUGGCACAGCCGGGUGUUGUUAACCAAAUUGUGGGCAAUGUUGGUGUUGUGGAUGCCAAUCAGCAGUUGCAACAGCAGCAGCAGCAGCACAUUGUUCCGCAGCCACCGAAUAACGUCGCGAGUGGCAAUCAACAGAUAACUGCCAAACAAAAGGGCCUCUCGCGCAAAGGUCGACCCUCUGUUAUACCAUAUGAUUCCAAUUUGACCACGUCGGAGGCGCAGCAGGUGCGAUCGCAGCCUCUGGGCGAGGAUGAGAACUCAAUCUACGUAACUACCACUCUGCCGACGGCUGACAAGAAGAUUUUGGAGGAAUUCCACAAGACCACGAAUCUUCAGGUACUGUGCGAGGGAGGUGUACCAUCGACUCUUUUGCCAAGUUCUGCAUACGUAGAUAUAACAACACCAUCAGCUCAAGGUGGAAAGGCGCAGGAUAAUACGUUCCUCAUCACGACGAGUUCCUUUCCGACGUCAAUCAAUCAAAGCGUAACAACAACAACAGCGUCAGGAUCAUCAACAACAAUUCCUUCCACAACACCAUCGACGCAGAUCACAGCACCGUCGGAAGUGUCACAGAACACGGCCAUAAGUGAUCGGCCAAAGGUGAAACCUGUGUCCAAGAAGGAUGGAAAGGGCAACAUCCGGAAGAGUGGAUCUGUUCUGCAACAGAAUCAAAUGGUGUCUAUCUACAACAACUUGCCUGUGAUUCCAUCGUCGGAGCAAAAUCUUCAGCUACUGCAGCAAUCAAUCGCAACACUGAGUCUGGCGCAGCAACAGCAGCAACAACAACAACCGGGUGCGCCGCAGACACUGAUUCAGCAACAACUAGCCAACAUAACGCAGAAUAUUCAACAAAUCUCACACCUUCAAUCGGUGAAUCGCCAAUUGCCACCAUCAUCAACCAACAUCAGCCAACAACAGCAGCAGCAGCAGCAACAGCAGAUGACACCCAACAUUGUUCCAAUGCAGGCAGCGGCGCUGCCCAUGAGCGGUGACAGUGGCGGUGAAGCUGGUGCCGCUCUGACAGCGCAAAUUGCACAGAAUCUGAACAACCAGAGUCUGCUGGGCGCGAGUGAGAGUGAUGAGCAAUUGAAUUCGCAGUGGAAUCAGAAGAUGUGGCAAAUGGUGGCACAACUGCCGAAUCAUCCGCUGCAGAAGAUUGCACAGCGUGUCAUUGCUGAUCAGCCCAAGAGUCCCACUGAGGGUCAAAUGGGUGGAUCCAGUAGCGGAGCGAGCAGUGGACUGCCGACAUCACCCAACAAUGCGUCUAAGAAUAUCGCAAACAAUAACGAUUAUUCUGUCAUCUCACGCAUGAUUUCCGAGGUGGUGCAUGGAAUAAGUUCGGAUUUGAAUCCUGAAUUUGUUCAGCAACACCAACAGGAGGACAGUUUAAUUCAUCAGAAAGCCCUGAAUGUGAAUCAGCAGUUCUUGCUGCAACAGAAUGAUGGUCAACCGAUGGUGGAGCAAGGUGAUUCUGAGGAUCAUUUGCACAUGUUUUCCGUGGAUGACAGUGACGCUGAGACUAUUGGUGACUGUGAGAUCUAUCCGGCCCUGGAUGAGUCUCUGGAGUCACUGAAUGUUGAUGAUGUGACAAAUGUCGCGACUGUUACCACAAUUGACGGUUCAAAGGAGACCAUCUGCAACUACGAAUGGGCAGAUUACAUUGAUGAUGCUAUAAAUGCUUUACACGGUGGCGCAGAUAUUCCCGUCGCUAUUCAGCAGGAAAUGGCUGCGAAUUUGAAUUGCCCAGAUUUGGCUGAUGCCUAUGCUAUGGGUAACCUCAUGGGUAUCAGUAGUUUCUGUAAGACACACUGGGGAAAUCAGUGGGCUCCAGCUGGUCAACCAAUUGAGCAGCCAUCCACGAGCCAGUCUGUGGUUAGCGAUGAUCAUCGAAAUCAAAUAAUGACGUUCGAUCAUCAGCUACAUCAACAAAUUCAGCAGCAAUUAUCUGUUGAACAAUUGCAACUCUUGACUCAACUUCAAAAUCAGCAAAAUCAAUCUCUGUCUAUGAUUCCAACAUCAUCAAUUGAUCAGCAACACUUGUCCAAUGCCAACAUAACAUCUCUGGCAUCGUCACUUGCAUUGGCCCAGCAAUCUGGACAGGUGCAGCAGUCACAGUUGAUGAGUCAACUGCCAGCAACAUUGGAUCUACAGCAGCAACAGCAGCAGCAAAAUUUGUCUGGUGAUGCCCAACAGCAGACAAAGUUUGUGUUCAAUGUUGACAUUGAGAAGCAAUCGCCGGCGCUUCAGUUGCUGUUUCAAAUGCCAGCCCAGCAACAGCAGCAGCAGCAGCAGGCACAGGCCGGAUCGACUGUACUGUCAAGUCCAAUUCAGCAACAGUUUCAGCAGCAACAGCAGCAAAUCAUUGCGUCCCAAAUUGCCCAAACACAGACCAGUGGUUUGCUGAGCGGACAGCCUGUUGUUGAUGCCCAACAAUCGAUCCAACAAGUGCAGCUGCCGUCAAAUUUGACCAUCUUGCAACCGCAUCAGAUUCUGUCCAAGGCCCAACAGAUGCAGAAUUGCUCACAAGCUGUUGCAACGCAAACCCAACAACUGCCAUCGGGUACGUCAAUGACAGCAGUCACUGCUCUCGCCUCACACCAACAAAAUCUCAACAACAUCAUCCCGUCACCUCAACUCGAGGGCACAGUGCAGCCGCCAAGUGCGGCGGUGCCAGCAAUAGCCUCAUCCGUUGCCACCUCAAGUGCUGUGAAAGCAAACGGGAUUGUUGCGGGUGGAGGUAAGAAAGGAUCUGAUAAAACAUCUCGCAAGGAGAGCAAACGGUAUUCGGUAGCAAGAGAAGCGCCUGCCGGUAGUCAAGUAGGAUAUAAUGUAGAUGCUGCAGGUGCGACAGCGGCAGCUCAACAGCAGUUCGCCGUGCAGGCUGCAAGUCCGCCCGAUAAGACAAUUGAUGUGGACUCGGAGACGGACUCAAAUCACGAUACAGCACUCACGCUCGCCUGUGCUGGUGGUCAUGAGGAUCUGGUGGAGUUGUUGAUCAGUCGUGGUGCCAAUAUUGAGCACAGGGACAAGAAGGGAUUCACACCACUUAUACUUGCUGCGACAGCCGGACACGACAAAGUGGUGGAGGCACUGUUGAAGUAUGGAGCGGAGAUGGAGGCUCAGUCUGAGCGCACCAAGGAUACACCGCUAUCGCUGGCGUGCUCAGGUGGGCGGUAUGAAGUGGUGGAGCUUCUACUUAACAUUGGGGCGAAUAAGGAGCACCGAAAUGUAUCCGAUUACACACCAUUGAGCCUGGCCGCGAGUGGUGGCUAUGUGAAUAUCAUCAAGCUACUCCUCAGUCAUGGUGCGGAGAUAAAUUCACGCACUGGGAGUAAACUUGGUAUUUCACCGCUAAUGCUUGCGGCAAUGAAUGGACAUACUCAAGCUGUGAAACUCCUCCUCGACAUGGGAUCGGAUAUCAAUGCCCAAAUUGAGACUAAUCGCAACACUGCCCUCACCCUGGCGUGCUUCCAGGGGCGACACGAAGUGGUGAAUUUGCUGUUGGAGCGCAAGGCGAAUGUGGAACACCGGGCCAAGACGGGCCUCACGCCACUCAUGGAGGCGGCGAGUGGUGGAUACAUUGAGGUGGGACGUGUGCUGCUGGACAAGGGGGCGGACGUGAAUGCGGCACCUGUGCCAUCGUCCAGAGACACAGCUCUUACGAUUGCCGCUGACAAGGGGCAUGUGAAGUUUGUGGAACUUCUCCUGUACCGUGGAGCGGCUGUGGAGGUGAAGAACAAAAAGGGCAAUUCACCCCUCUGGCUGGCGGCCAACGGUGGUCAUUUGGCUGUCGUUGAGAUCCUCUAUGCCCACGAUGCCGAUAUUGAUUCACAGGACAAUCGCAAGGUAUCGUGUCUGAUGGCAGCAUUCCGCAAGGGUCACACGAAGGUGGUGAAGUGGAUGGUGAAUCACGUGACGCAGUUCCCGUCUGACCAGGAAAUGACACGAUACAUUUCCACUGUGAGUGACAAGGAGUUGCUGGAUAAAUGCCAUGAGUGCGUGAAGGUGAUCAGGGCGGCCAAGGAGGCGCAGGCGGUGAAGGCCAACAAGAAUGCCUCGAUCCUGCUGGAGGAGUUGGACAAGGAGAAGAAUCGCGAGGAGAGUCGAAAGGCGGCCGCGGCGCGACGACGAGAGCGCAAGAAGAAGAAGAAGCUGGAGAAGAAGGAGGAGAAGAGGAAGCUGAACGAGCCGAAGAAUGCGCAAGAGGACAAGGACGAUGACAAGGAUGAUGAUAGUGACAAUGAGAAGGAUGAGUCCAGUCCGGAGAAUGCGCCGCAGGGUGACAAGGAGGAGGGAGACUCAGGCAUCGAUGCCAACAGUCAGGGAUCGUGCUCGAGUGCUGAUGUGAAGUCGAGUAACCUCAUGGAUAAGCAGAGCAAGCUGAAUAAGGCGAAGAAGAGGAAGGAGAAGAAUGUUCCGGCUCAACCUCAGCCAUCCAGUUCGCAGCCUCAGGCGAGUCGCGCGAAGAGUCCGCUCACCAGUCAGGAGUUGGCCAAGGUGGUGAAGAAGGAGGAGAUUGUGAUGAAGAAUAUGAAGAGUGCGCGUGAUGUGCCGACGACGAGUGUGAAGGGUGAUCAGCAGAAGGAGGGAAAGUCGCGAGAGAUGAAGCAGGAGCAGCGACGUGAUAUGGAGGCUAAGAGGGAGUCAAUGCAGGAGCCCAAGAGAUCAGUGGAGAAGGAGAAUCUGGCUCCGAAGGAAGACACACUGAAGUUGAGGAGUCAGAAGACGGAGAAGAAGCCAGAUUCUCUUGUGAGCAGUCGAGGAGACAGUGGUGCUCAGAAGUCUGCCGGCGCCUCUGCCUCUCAGUCAAUCCAAUCAAAUGGCUCCGAUGGAUCAUCGAGCAGUCGCAAGGUUGUGUACUUUCCACGUCAUCUGUCCGAUCAUGAGAUCCUCGAGAGCACGUCGACGUACAUGAAGAGCUCCAAGGCCGUGUCUAGGAGUCACACGCACGAGGACAGCACAAAGUCGAGCAGUGUGAAGCAGACGGGCAAGCGCGAAGAGGGAUGGAAGGAGGUGGUGAGGAAGAGUUCUGUGCAGCAACAGGUCUCGUCAUUGGCCGAGCCAAGCUGCAAGAAAGUCGCUGUGCCCACGCAUGCGAUUUCACGCGUGAUUGGACGCGGCGGCAGCAACAUCAAUGCCAUCAGGGCGGCAACUGGGGCGCAUAUUGAGGUGGAGAAGCAGGGCAAGUCUCAAUGUGAUCGAUGGAUCACGAUUAAGGGCUCACUGGAUGCCACGCGACAGGCGCACUCGCUGAUUGGCACGCUCAUCAAGGAUCCAGAUGUGGACAUUCUGCAGAUGCUGCAGAAGGUGAACGCCAAUGUGAAACCUGUGCCGCCGUCACCGUCUAUUGGCCCCAUUGGCUACUGGGGUGAGAAGUCACCGGUCACCACGACGUCCAGCAGCUUCACAUCCGCCAGCUCUGCAAUCACUACGUCGAGCAAUGUCCAGACAAAGGUACUGAGUGGCAUGAAGCAACCAGUUGCCAGCUCGUCGAAGCCAUUGAGUGUUGCAUCUUCUGUGGCGCCAACGAAGAUCCUCUCGUCGGUGCCAUCGUCUGUCUCGAGUGCCUCACGCUCGGCACAGUCGAAGGUGUAUCAAUCCAGUCACCAACAGAGUCGACCUGUUGUCACCAGCAGCAGCACUGUUUCGCGGGCGAAUCCGGAGAUACUGAAGCGUCCCGCAGUAUCCACUUCCGUGAAUGUGUCCAGCGGAAGCAACACCACAAAAACCACCAUGUCCUUCACCGGGGCAAUUAUGUCCCUCAAAUCGACCACAACGAAGAACAUCACGCCGGCAAUGAGUAUGUCCGGACCACCUGGGACAUUUGCAUCCAAAUUGCUCACGAGUCAGGCGAGUGAUGUGAAGAAGAUCCUGACAUCCAGUGCGGCGACGACAAUGAGUUCCGCCUCCACGGCGUCCCUGGUGUCGAGUAGUGCUGCGCAACAACAGUCAGCGGCAGCGGUGAAUGUUGUGCAAAUAAGUCCUAAGCAUCACAAUGUGAGUGCCAAUGGACAGAAUCUGCCCGCACCGUUUGCCAAUGCAAGUCAGGCGCCAAAUGUGGGGGUGAUUGGAUCGAGUGCAAAGCCACCAUUCUCGCAGACCAGCAUUGAGUCGUCGUCGGUGAGUGGAUCGAGUGGCGGCAGUAGCGGACCGCCGCGCUCAAUCACACCCAUUGGACCGCCGACAAGUCGAAACGUGACUCAGUCUCCACUUCUGCAGAAGCAGCAAGCACUGCCAGUGUCGUCCAUGUCUUCGGACACCGCUCUGGGUGUGGCUUCGGUGAUUCUGCAGAGUGGAAGUAGUGGCGGAAGUGGCACGGCCAGUGGCAUUGCUGCGCAGCUCCAGACGAAGAUAAGUCAGUUGCACGGUGCCCAGGCGCACGAGUACUCCCUCUUCAAUGACAGCUACGGGAGUCAGUGGGAGAACAAGCAGAUGUACAACAACGUGCUGCCACUGCAGGCGGAUGCCUCAAAGGCGCCCGGGUAUCGUGGCAACACUGUGAGCUCACCGGUGAGUUUGAAGACGAGCAGUCAAUCCAUCACACCGCCGUCGAGUGGCCAUCAUCUGAGUGUGGCACCGUCAACGGGGAAUGUGGCAUCGACUCUCCUCACCACCACACAGUCGCAGGCCACGCAGAAUCUGUCCUCUGUCCAGGUCACGCCAUCCAGUCAGGUGUACGAUUUGGCGCAGUCCGCUACUGGCAGUGGUGGUGUGAUUAAGCCACCCACGACGCAGAUUCAGCCACCGCCGCCAUCCAAUUUGGCCGUGCAGCGCCCCAUCAUGAGCAACAUGGCACAGGCGCGACCUGUCAAUGCCCAGAUGGACUCCUACUCCAGUGGCAGUGGAGCCGGAGCGCGACAGAAUCUGUUUGACAAUCUGCAGGCGCAGUCGUCCAAUACUGGCAGCAGUGGCAGUUCCUCGUCUCAGCACAUGCUCAACUACAGCCAGAACUCAGAGUCCAGCCAUCCGCCACCGUUUCAGCAUCUCGGCGGUCUCGGUGCUGGCAAUCUGCACAUGUCACGUCUCAAUCCGCGCGCCACUGUCUUCUCCUCGAUGCAGCAGCAGCAGCAAGCGCCGCCGCCACAGCAACAGCAGUCUGCCAAGGCGAGUGGUCAGCAGCAGCAUCCGAGUCAGUUUGGCAACAUUUUCCAACAGAAUCAGGGCGCAUCGGCGGCACCUGGUGGCGGCGGCAGUGGCAGUGGCAGCAUGAAUAGCCAGUACAGCAAAAUGCCACCCAUUGCGUCGUACAAUCCCACACCGGGACGCCCACAGUCGCAGCCGCAGCCGCAGACGCAGCAGCAGCAGGCGUCGCAGGGUGGGCAGGUGAAUAAUGGGCGUUGGUAUGAUUUGUCGCACUUGCCGUCACCGCGGGAGAUUCUCAACAUGGAGAAUGGCUUCAACAUCGGUCUGGGCUCACCGUCCGCCAUGUCGCCCAACAAUCCACCUCAGGCCACCACGAAUGGUGUGCUGUCCAGCCAAUCGACGGACGACAGCCGGAAGAUGCCGCGACCCAUUGGCACGGAGCGCGCCAGCUGGAAGUAUGGCUACAAUUCGAAUGUCGUGGCCCAGUCGCAGCCGCCGCAGAUGCCAAUGGAGAUGGACAAUGCGGGUCAGAUUCAUCCGUGGAUGGUGGACAAGCAGCCGUGGAUGAUGCCGAUGCGCAAUCAAUAUAUGCCCACAGAUGACCUCCAUCCUCACGAUCACUUCUCGCACAUGCAACUGGACUAUCAUGCUGGUGCAAAUGUGGGUCCAUCGCCGCAAAAUAUGAACCUGAUGCAGUCGCUUCAGUACACACCAUUCAUGCCACAUGCUGACAUUGGUCAACUGCCAGAUAAGAUAGAAACUUGGGAACCUGAGAAACAUGGCUGGAAGUGGACAAAUUGAGUUAGGAAUGCCGUGAAUUUCAUCAGAUAUUGAACACAUUAAAUAGAAACACUUUCAAUUUCAAUUCAUAUAAUAUACAUAUACUUUGUUUGCAAAACAAUUGAGGGUUAAAUCCCCUGAUUUUUUUCUCAAUAUAUUGUCAAAGAGAGUAAUAAAUGCAAGACAAAGAAAGAGAGAGAGUUGAGAGAAAAAAAGGGUGGAUGCGAAGGAAGAUGUGCUCCAUAAACUUGUCUUAUUUGUCACGUUGUUGUAUCUUAUGGAAUUCGUAGUAGUGUGAAAAGAGGUUGAAGAAGAAAAUGCACAGCAUCAAUUUACAUGCUUUAAAAAACUGAAGUCUUUCUAUAUGAAUUUUGAUUUUCUACACGAUGAGUUUCUUUGAUAGUAAAAAGGUGUAAAAAAAUAAUAAUCUCUCUUAGACAAGACGAAGAUGAAGAUGAAAAGAUGAUGAAGAGAAGCGGAAUGGAAGAAUAUAUUGAGGCAGUUUUGACGAUAGAAGAUGGCAAGCGAAAAUUCUGAAUAAAUCCUUUCUAUCCCUUAUUUACAAUGUUUAUCACACAUUCUCGAAAAGAAAUGAAGAAGAAAAAAAAAACUUUAGAAAAAGAUGGUAAUAGUAAAAAAAAACAAGAUAAUUAAAGGACAUGAGAAAGAUAGAGGCAACUUUUUGCUGUUAUUAUUCAUAUUAAAAAAAGAAGAAGAUGAUGAAAAAAA
This is a messenger RNA of Phlebotomus argentipes, 11256 nucleotides long. RefSeq names its product ankyrin repeat and KH domain-containing protein mask (gene mask). Gene Ontology annotation, biological process: innate immune response. The transcript is spliced from 20 exons. Bases 142 to 10548 code for a protein of 3468 amino acids. Lineage: Eukaryota; Metazoa; Arthropoda; Insecta; Diptera; Psychodidae. Gene Ontology annotation, cellular component: cytoplasm. The record is from RefSeq and is a predicted model, not a curated record. Gene Ontology annotation, molecular function: protein binding; RNA binding.